GCCUGAGAAGGCAUCCUACGCUCCGCCCCUGCCUCUUGGAAACACCCAGCCUGCUGCGUUCACACUGGGUGCAAACACAGUACAGUGACUAAUCCAGGCGUGUUUCAACAGAUGGUUAGAUCGGGCCUAAUUCAGUCAUCGCAGUUGAAUGAGGUUGAGAGGAGAAACCCUUGAGAUGCCUUUUCGGAGCUGUGUGGUCUUGGAGCUUGCUGGCAUUAUUAACGGGGUCCCUUUCUGAGCAGCCCCGCGUCCCACAACUGAGGGCAGCCUGACUGAUCAAGGUGGACACAUAUUCUACAGCAAAUGAGCAAAUUGGCUGUGAGCAGAUUUCCAUCACCAGUGUGACCUGUUCCUCUCUCAAAAUACAGAAAUUCAAGGUAAACUCCAGGAGUGCAUGUUCAAAAUCUGAGAGUGAUUUAUUCUGCGUUCAACAGAGCCUUGCCAGAACAUUUGACCAAAGAAAAAUUUCAGGAGCCAGCCUAGAUAAAGGGAAGAUUCGCUGGAAGGUCACGAGAAGUGAAGGGAAACACAAUGUCACAUUCAAGGCUUGUGCUGGGAUUGAUCAUGCUGGGGGUCACCGUCUUUCUGAGUCCGAGUCGGGCUCUGCUCUCUCAACGACUGAAAGGUCGCUUUCAGCGAGAUCGCAAGAACAUCAGACCAAAUAUUAUCCUCAUCUACACAGAUGACCAGGACGUGGAACUUGGCUCGUUGGAAGCAAUGAACAAGACGCGGAGGAUCAUGGAACAAGGCGGCGCCCAUUUCACAAACGCUUUUGUGACCACGCCCAUGUGUUGCCCUUCGAGGUCGUCCAUGUUGACGGGGAAAUACGUCCACAACCACAACACCUACACCAACAACGAGAACUGCUCCUCAACCUCCUGGCAGGUCACACACGAACAACGCACCUUUGCUGCGUACCUGAACAGCACUGGCUACAGAACAGCAUUCUUUGGAAAGUAUCUGAACGAGUACAAUGGCAGCUACAUUCCACCUGGUUGGCGUGAGUGGGUUGGAUUAAUCAAGAACUCUCGCUUCUACAAUUAUACACUUAAUAGGAACGGCGUAAAGGAGAAGCACGGAUUUGAGUAUUCAAAGGACUACCUAACGGACUUGAUCACAAAUGACAGCAUCAAUUAUUUUAAGUUAUCGAAGAAGAUUUAUCCACACCGCCCGGUGAUGAUGCUACUAAGUCACGCUGCACCUCACGGACCAGAGGACUCUGCUCCACAGUUCUCCAACCUCUUUCCAAAUGCCUCCCAGCAUAUCACGCCCAGUUACAAUUACGCUCCCAACCCAGACAAGCAUUGGAUCAUGAGGUACACUGGCCCCAUGAAGCCCAUCCACAUGGAGUUCACCAACAUGCUUCAGAGGAAGCGGCUACAGACAUUGAUGUCCGUCGAUGAAUCCAUUGAAAAGGUCUUUAACAUGCUGGUUGAAUUGGGCGAGGUAGACAACACGUACAUCAUUUUCACGGCCGACCAUGGCUACCACAUCGGACAGUUUGGCCUCGUGAAAGGGAAGUCCAUGCCGUACGAGUUUGACAUUCGCGUGCCGUUUUUUGUGCGGGGACCAAACGUGGAGCCAGGAUCAAUCGUUCCUCAACUGGUUCUAAACAUAGAUCUGGCACCAACGAUAUUGGACAUUGCAGGCCUGGACAUUCCAGCUGACAUGGACGGCAAAUCGAUUCUGAAGCUGCUGGACACUGAGAAACCUGUGAACAGGUUCAACUCAAACAAGAAGACCAAGGUUUGGCGAGAUUGCUUCCUGGUGGAGAGAGGCAAGCUGCUGCACAAAAGAGACGACAUCAAGAACAUUCAAGAGGAAAAUGUCCUCCCUAAAUACGAAAGAGUGAAAGACCUUUGCCAGAAAAUGGAGUACCAGACACCUUGCGAGCAGCUCGGCCAGAAAUGGCAGUGUGUCGAGGACGCCACGGGAAAGCUUCGUCUGCACAAGUGCAAGAGAGUGUUGGAGACUGCAGCCACCCACAAGAAGAGCUCGGGCCGACUGCAGUCCAAGUACUACCCCGCUGACGGGCGAGACUGCAACUGCGAGCAGAACGGGUACAAAAUGAGCCCGGCCGCCCGGCAGAAACAGAAACAGAAACUACUCUCCAAGAGAAAAUUUAAGCAGAGCUACAUACGCAACAGGUCGAUCCGUUCUGUGUCCAUUGAGCUGGAGGGAGAGGUUUAUGACCUGGAUCUGGACGAGGGGUUCGACCCAGUUGUGCCGAAGAACGUGAGCAAGCGACACGACGCGGUGGACGAGGAAGACGAAAACAUGAGCGAAAGCAGCGGCACCGGCAACAGUAACGAACUAGCGGUACCGACUUCAAUCAAAGUCACGCACAAGUGCUUCAUAUUGGCUAAUGACACUGUCCAAUGUGAUGAUGAUUUGUACAAAUCACUUCAAGCAUGGAAGGAUCACAAGUUACAUAUUGACCACGAGAUUGAAACCCUCCAAACCAAAAUAAAGAAUCUACGAGAGGUCAGGGGUCACCUGAAAAAAAAGAGACCUGAAGAAUGUGACUGUUCGAGGAUGAGUUUCCCCUCGAAGCAUAAAGGAAUGAAAGGAAAACUCAAGCACAAAGGAACUAAUCAUCCCUUCAAGAAAGGAGGCCCGGAGAAAAGUGAGAAUGCCUGGAUAUUUAAGGACGAAAGGAAAAAAAAGAAGAUGCGAAAACUGCUGAAGAGGCUGAGGAAUAACGACACCUGCAGUAUGCCUGGCCUCACCUGCUUCACUCACGACAACCAGCACUGGCAGUCAGCCCCAUUUUGGACAUUGGGGCCGUUCUGUGCAUGUACCAGUGCAAACAACAACACCUACUGGUGUCUGAGGACAUUCAAUGAGACCCACAACUUCCUCUUCUGUGAGUUUGCCACCGGAUUCCUGGAGUAUUUUGACCUCAACACGGACCCAUACCAGCUGAUGAACGCAGUGAACACGCUAGACCGAGAUGUUUUGAACCAGCUGCACGUGCAGCUAAUGGAACUCCGAACCUGCCGUGGCUUUAAGAAGUGUAACCCACGCACCAGGAAUAUGGACACAGGAGAAAAAGAUGAAGAAAAGUUUGAUCAAUACAGGCAAUAUCAGCGUCGGAAAUGGCCCAAAACGAAGAGACCACACUCCAAGUCCCUAGGACAACUCUGGGAAGGAUGGGAAGGCUAGACUGAACACAUGCCUCAGCAACAAAAUCAACUGGUGACAACUUGAUAGUCUCUGCAGACAAGAAGAUGAUCCUAUACGAUUAUGGACUGUAUCUUAUUUUCCACCUCAAAGAUUGGAUAAACUAUGGGGCUGAUGUAGAUAGAACAUUUGCACUGUUGGGAAAUGUUAACAGAAACAAUAGACUCUUGAGGGGCCAAGUAUAUAAUUGAGGGUGGAAGAUCGCAACCUACUGGUUAUUAGUCUGUCUGUUCAACACAUUUCAUUACUCUUCACAAACCAUCAUUUCGGCUUUCCGUCAUCCUGGAAUCAUAGCGAAAAUACCAUUCAUUUUACAUGGCGCGCUGGACUUGUAGCCUACUCCCGCUGCUAGUGCAGGUUGCCAGUAACAAAGUCAUGCUAAUUCCAGCCGCGGCUUCUUUGGAAAGCAAAGGAAAAAGUUGAAGAUUGGAACCAAAAAAAAACAAAAAAAAAAGUGUCGGCGCGGGAAACGUACUUGAAUGGAACAGUCGGAGGUGAAAGCAACCAGGGAAGAUCGUGCAGAAAAAUUGAAUAAUUUUGACAUGAAACAGAACUAAAUGCUUUGAUAAUGUUUAACGAUUUUUGCAAUUACCAGCAUAAUUCUGAGAAUUCUGCUUCGUUGCCAUGACUGCAUGUUUACUCAGUUUCAGCCCAAUAUUUCUACACACCUCGCGAUUAAGGAAGAGAAGCUUCCGUUCAAUAAGUUAUAUCUUGUAAAUAUUUUACCAUCAAUGAAGUUCAUACGAGUGGUUUAGAAUUUAAGCCGAGCAAAUUGGAAUGCCCAAAUACAUGGAACUGGAUGUUAUUUGAAAUGUUGCUGUUUUGAUUUAUCUAAUUGUUGUUGAAUUUUAAAUUCGUUUCUCAGGUUGAACUGUUAACGUUUCAUAUAUUUAUGGUCUGGUUGAAGUUUGACUGUACAUCACUGAUGAGAGUGAAAA
Messenger RNA from Amblyraja radiata (thorny skate), 4121 nucleotides. Its product is annotated as extracellular sulfatase Sulf-2. Gene Ontology annotation, biological process: heparan sulfate proteoglycan metabolic process; negative regulation of fibroblast growth factor receptor signaling pathway; positive regulation of Wnt signaling pathway. The record is from RefSeq and is a predicted model, not a curated record. The transcript has 23 exons. Gene Ontology annotation, molecular function: N-acetylglucosamine-6-sulfatase activity; calcium ion binding; glycosaminoglycan binding. Gene Ontology annotation, cellular component: plasma membrane; endoplasmic reticulum; Golgi apparatus. Bases 532 to 3165 code for a protein of 877 amino acids. NCBI's taxonomy places the organism in Eukaryota, Metazoa, Chordata, Chondrichthyes, Rajiformes, Rajidae.